AUGGCAGCGUGGACCCGAGAGUUGCGGCCACUUGCCGAGCAGCUCUGCGUACAUGUUAACAGCAGCCGCCAGGGAAACGCAGUGGAUCGUCUGCCACUCUCACAGGAGGAGCUGUGUGUACGCGUCAACCGCGUCGUGGGGCUCCUGGGCUCGCAUUUGUUCGUGGACUGUGUGCCGCAGGACGUCCAGACGCAGACGAGAGCUCUCGCCACCAAGUUCCGCGUCCAUUCGCUGGACGAUCGAGCUGAAAAACUCUUGCAAUUGGCCCAAGGAUGUGACUACCAAGUGCUGAAGCUUUUGCUGGAGCUAGCGACGUCUCCCACGAGCGCAACAGACGAAGAAGCGGCAGUGGAUCAGGACUCGCAGAUGGAGUGGAACGCUGUGCUACAGCAAGAAAAACUGAGACAAGAAAAGCAGAAAAGGAUGGAAGCACAGAUUCGUGAGGAGCUGUACCAGAUUGCUGCUCAUGGCGAGUGGUACCAAGCCUGGGACAACAGUGAGGAUGAGAGUAAUGGCGAAAUGAACAGCGAUGAUGAUUGGGCUGCAAUGGACAGUGAACGUGUUGCUAGAACGGCUCAAUGCAGUGCUAAAAGCUUGAGAGAAGAUGUAGAAGACCAGGAUUGUAUGAAGCAGAAUGACGCUGCAAGCACGUCGCUCGACCCUGCGGGGAGUGAUGCAGCAGUGGAUGAACGAGAACAACUAGAAGAUUUGGAAGAAGAUGCGGCACUCCUGGACGAAAUUUUGUGUCGUUACCAUCCUGAGGUUACACUUCAGGAUGUGAGAAUGGUGGCAGGUGACCCAACGUGCGAGUUGGACACGAGAGCGCCAGUCUCAUUUACAUUGGAACGGCCAUGGCUGUUGUGUGAAGCGGUAGUAAAAAGUGCAAGCAGCCGCAGACCAGCCGCAAGUGAGUUCUUACCUCGCAGACUGAUUCACGAGAAAUCUGCGGUGAAUAUGGUGUUCGAGGCGCUGCACGGAGUUGACUCGCUUUUGUUUGAAUUUUGUCCGAUCACACCUGUACCGACAAUUUUCAGCAUUGACUUUCGAGCCAAGGCGGUAAAAAGAUCGCAAAGAUCGUUGGACACGGCCGUGGGUCACCUGUCUCCCUUGGCUUUUCACAACAUACUGGAUAGUUUUGCACAAGCAGCGUCCGAGUUACAAUUGCUUCGAGAUUUUCUCGAGUUCAUGCGCCAAGCAGAAGGUUCAAAAGAGCAUCAUCGCUGCUUGACCUUGGAAGGACUAGCCAAUUCGCUGUCGGAAGUUAUGCGAAGCAUAAGCAGAUCCAUCCACACUGUUGAGCACCAAAUCAAUGAUGCAGCUGGGGAAGCAGCAAACGACCCUCGUCCGUGGUGUGGAAUCAACACACGACAGCCUACUUUACUUGGAAUAUUCGGUGGUCUCAAGGAGAUUUUUGGAACAGUUUCGUGGUUAAGGCGGAUAUUGGCGGAAUCAUUUGAAGCUCUAUCAGGUCGACAUUGGUACGAAGUGAAGCGCGCUGAACAAGCCAAGCGUGUGCUCGAUUCGCUAUAUCAUGCGAUGGAGGUCGAACAUGUUGUAGGCGUGAUAGGUGCUGCAAGUCCGAGUGCGACAUGUCGCUUAGUACGGUCUGAUGUACUAUUGCACCUAUUUUGCGGGGCGCUGAGUCCUUAUUUGGCGGUGAUCAAUCAGAUGAUCUUUGAAGUAGGGUGUUGUAAGACAGUUCCUCUGAAUGACGAGUUGUUCUUUGCCACGUCGGCAUGUACGCAGAUCGGAGAGGCUCCAAAACGUGGACAGACUCACAGCUUUCAAGAGGAGCUGCUAGCUCUGGCUCCAUUCAAAUUGAUUCUUAAUCUCGUCCCGGCAUUUCUUGAAUCGAAAACAGAUGUGAUGAACGAAGCAUUGGCAAGCCGACAAAUGCUAAACAGCUUUUUGCAUCAGAGUUCAACAAAAGUGGCGCUCACAAAAGCUAAGCAAACUCGAUUGCCUUUGCACGAUUUGCGAACAACCGAACUCAGGACGAUGGGAAGCAAACGUGACGGUGACAUUUUGUCGCUGACUGCAGCUUCGGCAGCAAACAAUGAAAGCGCCCCGACGUUCUCAGAACAAACAUCGCUGGAGAGCGUGCCAUUUAAAAGUCUUAUGGAACUUUGUGUCACUAGGCAUCUUGAGACGAAGUGUCGCGAACUCAACAGUGAGGUUACUGGCAUCUUUCGAAGUGAAUUGAACUACAUGGAGCACGUGGAAGCUCUUCGGAUGUUCGUGCUCAUGGAACGGCAAGACUUCUUUAGCAUUUUCAGCAAACAAAUGGUGUCUCACAUGCAGCGAAAUCCGAUUGCGUGGGCUGACAGUGACGUGAUCAGCUCCUUUCACCAGAGCGCAGUCCAAGAAGUUUGCGAAGAUAAGUCGCUGUCAUCGUUGCAGCGGCAAAUUGGUAGUCGGCUGUGCGUUCGCGUCGACUUCAGCUUAUUGGAUUGUUCUACCAGUGGCGCAAGCAUUGAUAUUGUGACAAUGAAUUGCGUGCGCUUCGCAUUUUCGGUGCAACAGCCUCUUCGUGUUCUUUUCAGCACAUCGAUCAUGCAUAAAUACUCGAGACUCGGAGUGUUGUUGGUCCAAGUGAAGGCAGUGGAGUCCGCCUUGGUCAAGUUCAAAUCAGCACUUCGGCAUCGUCGCUGCUACUCACUAAUUGAGAAUGACAUGCAACAACUGCUCCUACGAAUUGCAGAUAUGUUGCACUACACGCAGAGUUUACUAAAUUAUCUCACUAGUCAGAUAUCAUGUUCGAAAUGGCUAGAGUACCGUCACAUUCUUCGAUCGUCAAGCAGCUUGGCAGAGAUGAAUGCUACACACGAAGAGUACCUGGACUACCUGCUAAACCGCUUCUUUUUACUGGAGAAGCAUGCGAGCGUGACUCGGUAUAUCCUGACAACCUUCAACCAUAUACUACGCUUCGUUGGUCAAGCUGAAGAGUUUGUGUGCGCGGUCGACCGGAACGUGCACGCUUAUUUUCCCAGUGGCCAGAAUGAAGACUUGGACAAGCUGGAACCUACGAUACGGAUUCGUGAGGCAUCACGGGUCCGAAUACUUGACCACCCAGACUUUCGCAUACUUUACUCCGGAAUGAUGCGGUGCUCAAGUGAGUUCAAGCGGCAAUCACAUAUUUUAGUGGUGAUGCUGACAGCUAUGCAAAAGCACGGCGCGUCUCCUCACGUCAACGAAAUCGUGACUCAGCUCAACUACAACUACUUCUACCACCAGCAAGAACAGACUCGAAAGCAGAGCCGACAUUAG
Molecule: messenger RNA, 3267 nt
Organism: Peronospora matthiolae
Lineage: Eukaryota; Oomycota; Peronosporomycetes; Peronosporales; Peronosporaceae
Source: the annotation of a GenBank genome assembly